CACACCACCAUUGGUCAAGUCAAGCUGCGCGUCCAAUCCCACAACUCACUGACGCGUGGGCCCGGGUCGUCCUCACUACUACUACUGUGCAGUGCAGCCAGCACUAGUGCUCUCCUGCUCUCCUCUGCUUCUCUUCUCCUCUCCUCUCCUCACCGGGAGAGUGGAGACCCUCGAGAUGCCCGGCGGUCGCCGCGGCGGCGGCGGGCGUCCUGGCUCCGGCAGCAGCAGCAACGGCGGAGGCUCCGGGUAUAGUUGGGUUGAGAAGAAGUCGAAGAAAUCGGAGAAAUCAGUUGGAAAGGGACAAUGCGCACCAUGUACUUCUUCAAAUGCUGCACCUAAACCUGCUAUGGCGUGGCAAGCACGGAGUGGCAAUGGAUCUUUACACCCUCCUGGAAAUGGUCGGGUUCAACAUUCUGAUCAUAGGCCUGCUGCCAGAGGCAGUCCUAGGUCACUGCCACAAAAUAAGCAUACAGAAACAAAAUUGCAAGCACCGUGUCCAGUUGUGACUGCACCUCUUGCAAAUGGUUUGCAGUGGGUACCCAAGUCUCGCUCAUCUGGUUCUGAGAGCAAUAUGGAUGAUGCUCCUACAUCAGGUUCUGACCCUGAAAUGGACAAUGGUGCAACACACCCAGUUGUGACUGCAACUCUUGCAAAUGGCUUGCAGUGGGUGCCCAGGUCUCGCUCAUCUGACUCUCAAAGCAACAAGGAUGAUGCUCCUACAGCUAGUUCUGACCCUGAAACGGACAAUGUUGCACCACACCCAGUUGUAAGUGCACCUGUUGCAAAUGGCUUGCAGUGGGUACCCAGAUCUCACUCAUCUGGCUCUGAAAUGGACAAUGGUGAGGAUUAUGAUUCAUAUGACGAUGAUUCUGAUGAUGAUAUGGUUGAUGAUACCAGUGGUGACUUUGAUUCUAAGGCAUCUGAGAAAAAUUUUGAGACUCGAAAAAGGCACAAGCUGUUGAAAAGCAUUUUUGAACUUCUGGAGAAGUUAAGUGUUGAACAGAUAAAUGAAAAGACUAGGCAAUGGCAUUGUCCAGCAUGCAAAAAUGUACGUGGUGGAGUUACCUGGUACAAAGGGUUACAGCCUUUGAUGAAUCAUGCUAGAACAAAGGGUUCUAAGAGGGUUAAGCUUCACAGAGAAUUGGCUGCAUUACUGGAAGAGGAGCUGUAUCGUACGGGAAUUUCAAUGGCAUCAUCUGGCGAGUUCUUUGGAAUCUGGAAAGGAUUGCGAGAAAACACUGAUCGUCCUAUAGUAUGGCCCCCAGUGGUUAUUAUUAUGAACACUCGAUUGGAACAAGAUAAGGAUGGCAAGUGGAAAGGUAUGGGAAACAAAGAGCUCCUUAGUUAUUUCAGUAAAUAUCACGUGAAGGAAGCAUGCCAUGCUUAUGGCCCAGAUGGGCACAGUGGCAUGAGUGCGCUAAUAUUUGAAGGAUCUGCCGUGGCCUAUAAGGAGGCAGAACGGUUGCAUAAUCACUUUGUUGAUCAAAGAACAGACAAGUAUGCGUGGUUGAAUCAUAGGAUCGUCAUACCUGGUGGGAAAAGGCAACUGUAUGGUUUCUUAGCUGAAAAAGAAGACCUGGAGGCGUUCAAUAGACAUCAUGGAAAAGACUAUUUGAAAUACGAGAUGAAAUCUUAUAACGAGAUGGUGGUUACCCAAUUGAAGCAGAUGAGUGAAGACAACCAACAACUGAAUUAUGUGAAGAAUGAGAUGGUUAAGACAGAGCGACAUUCUAAAGAAGUAGAAGAAGCCUUGGGUGUUGAGACCCAGAAACUUCAGGGAGCAAUUGAAGAUAAUAUUAUUUUGAAGAGAAAAACCAAGGAGAUGCUCUCAGAGUGCGUGGAACAGAUGGAGUUUAAUGCGAAAUUUUAUCAUGAACAAAUUGAAAGACUUCGCAAGGACACCGAGGAGAAAGAGAAUGAGUUUGAGAGGUUGCUGCAGGAGGAGCUAGCAAGAGCUAUAGAGUGUGAUGUUGACUCUGAAACUACAGAAAAUUGCAAGCUAAGGGAGGAACAGAUACAAAGAAUCAUAGAUUGCCAGGUGAAGGAUGCGGAGGAGUUUGAUGCUGAACAAGAUGAAUUGAUCAAAACACACGAAGAGAAGAAGGCGAACGUCAAGAUGGAGUAUAUGGCAAAGGAUGUUGAGCUCGAGGAGGAGCUUUAUGCCGCUCUCACAAGUCUGAUGGAGAAACACAAGCCGGACAUCUUCCAACCGUCCAGCCCUUGAAGAGCUGCAGGCUUGCAGCUCACCAUAUAUAUGCCCUGCUCACAAUAAUCUCAAGAGGUCCCUCUCCCAAAUGAACUUCAAUUUACAUGCCGAUAAAUUGCUUGAAAUGCUCAGAAACUCUCCCGAGUGGCGUCUCUGGGCAAUUGUGUUGCACCCCCAAUUUGGUGUUUUGAUCUGCAAUUUUUAUGCAUCUGCAAAGGUCAAUUUGAUUGAGUUGACAAGAAUACCUGUUGCUCAACUCAAAGAUGAUGUGCUAUUCUUGUCAAACAUAUAACUCUACACGGUUUUGAUUUCACUUGCAAGUUUGUGAAAAUAAAAGUAAAACAGAUGGUUUUACUUUGCAAGUAAAAGAAUUUCGGAACUGCCAAGUCCGUCCCUAAUAUUUCUAGAGAUUCAGAAACAUCACAUGUUUUUGGGUUACUGCAAGCAUGGUUUGAAGUUUGGACUUCAUUUUGGAA
Oryza sativa Japonica Group (Japanese rice) is the source of this 2682-nucleotide messenger RNA. RefSeq names its product protein SUPPRESSOR OF GENE SILENCING 3 homolog. NCBI's taxonomy places the organism in Eukaryota, Viridiplantae, Streptophyta, Magnoliopsida, Poales, Poaceae. The record is from RefSeq and is a predicted model, not a curated record. Gene Ontology annotation, biological process: defense response to virus; regulatory ncRNA-mediated gene silencing.